GCAAAUAUUCCCGCUUAAAUCUUUGGGGAAAGGUGGCGUCGGUUAACUCGCGAAGGAUUGCUCAUUGUUUUUGUAUGAAUUCAUUGUGAAAUUGUGAUGUUCCUGUUUUGAAUUGAAAGAAAAUUACGAUGUAUUCCCGAAGGACUUCACUCAAAACGCCGACAGAUUUUCGGUUUCCAUUCGAGCCUUAUGGAAUCCAACAAAACCUGAUGGAAUCCCUUUACGAAGUGAUCGAGAAUGGACACAUUGGGAUCUUUGAGAGUCCCACUGGGACGGGGAAAUCCUUGACUCUGACGUGUGGUGCCCUGAAGUGGCUUGAGGAUCAUAACAAUCUCCUGAAAAGUGAAUUGAAUCAGCGAAUAAAUGAGGUUUCGAAAGAGAUUGAAGAAUUGGAAUUGGAGGCGUCAGGAUGCCAGGAUUGGAUACAAGCGCAGUUCGGUUCUAUACAGAAAAAGGACGAGGUGAAUGCUUUGAAGAAAUCUAAGAAUUUGCUGGAAGAGUAUGAGGAGAAGAUAAAGGAAUUGAGGGAAAGGAGGACGAGGGUGAAGCUGAAGGAUUUGGCGAAAGGGAGGAAGCAAGGGGCAACUGUGGUUGAAGAGGAAGGGGUUCCUGAUGAAGACUUGGCUUUGGGGGACUAUGAAACUGAUAAACCUGAACAAGAUGAUUUGGAAAAUGAGAAGGAUCAAUACAAAGAUGUUAAGAUCUACUUUUGCAGUCGUACCCACUCUCAACUUGCGCAAAUCGCACGUGAAAUCAAACGUACCGACUACGCCAAGGAUACGCGUUGCAUAUCACUUGCUUCGCGCCAGAAUCUCUGCAUAAAUCCAAGCGUAACAAAACUCCAGUCAUCAGCCUUGAUUAACGAACGUUGCCUGGACAUGCAGAAAUCACAAUCGCGCACCACAUCAUCCGAUACAGACGGCAGACCGCAGAAAAAGUCACGAACUAGCCAACAAGCUCGAUGUCCUUACAAAGCCCAACUUGCGGUGGAAGAGCUACGCGAUGCCUCUUUGGUGGAAAUUGCUGACAUUGAAGACUUAGUUUCGGCUGGAGAGGCCUUGAAAGCUUGCCCUUACUAUUCCAGCCGGAGUGCCGUCAAGGAUGCUCAAAUCGUGCUGUUGCCAUAUCAAAUGCUGCUCCAUAGGAAAACAAGAAUUCAAACAGGGAUUGAACUAGAAAACAGCGUCGUAAUAAUCGAUGAAGCCCACAAUCUCUUGGACACAAUGUCUGAUAUCUACAGUAGUCAAAUAAGUCUUGCCCAACUACAACUCGCCCAGCAGCAGCUCGUGGGCUACAAAACGAAAUAUUGCUCUCGCUUCAACGCCACGAAUCUCCUCAAGAUCAAUCAAUUGAUCUUCAUCACAAAACGACUGAUAAAGCUUCUCACCCCUUCUGAUACAACUUGCUCCUCCCGAAUGCUGCGGACGCAUGAGCUAAUGUCUGAAGGAGAAUUCUUCAACAUUGACCUAUUCCAAAUCCUUGAAUUCGCGGAGCAAACUCGUCUAGCGCAGAAAGUCCAAGGCCAUGCACAACGUGAAGAACAACGAAAGCCGAUCAUCGAGAAGGAGAAUGAGCUAUCGAGUCAGAAAGGCUUGACGGGACUGUUGAGGAGGCUGGAGGAGGAACAGUUGCAGAAGAAGCUGCCGAAAAGUAAGAGGCAGGAAAUUCAGGCUGAAAGUGACGCGAAGGAGGAAGAGAAGAAACCAGUUCGAACGGAGGCGAUUCCGUCGGUUAUUCGGCCUUUGUUGGCCUUUUUGGAAUGCUUAACCGAAUGCAGUGAUGACGGACAGGUUUUAAUGCAUUUUGACUCAGAUCCGAAGAAGUCGGGAAUGAAGUUUUUGCUGCUGAAUCCAAGUGGACAUUUCAAUGAAUUGGUGCGGAAAUGCAGAGCGGUGAUUAUUGCGGGUGGAACAAUGAGACCUACAGGUGAAUUAGUUGAUCAACUAUUCCGGUCCUGCCCAGAGCGCGUAAAAGAAUACUUUUACGAUCAUGUUGUUCCUGCCGAAGCAGUUCUCCCGUUCACGGUCUGCAGAGGACCAACAGGCAAAAAAUUCAAUUUUAGCUUCACUAACCGGAAUAACACAGAAAUGAUCCUAGAACUCGGUAUGACUCUUCAAAACAUCUGCAAUGUAGUCCCAGCCGGAGUGAUAUGUUUUUUCUCAUCAUAUGAUUAUUUAGAGCAAGUAUACAAGCUAUUGGUGGAAAAGCAAGUGAUUGCGAAUAUUGAGAAGAAGAAAUAUGUCUUCCGUGAACCUCGUGCUGCAGGCCAGCAAGUUGAGAGGAUUUUAGGGGAAUAUGCAGUUGCAAUUGCCGACACAAGACGACAAGGGGCCAUUUUAUUUAGCGUUGUCGGCGGGAAGUUAAGUGAAGGUUUGAAUUUUGCCGAUGACUUGGGACGUUGUGUCGUAGUUGUGGGAAUGCCAUAUCCGAACAAAAAUACUCCUGAGCUGCAGGAGAAAAUGAGGUAUUUAGAAAAUACAUUAAUGUCAGGCGCUGGCGCAGAAUAUUAUGACAAUUUAUGUAUGAAGGCUGUGAAUCAAUGCAUAGGUCGUUCUGUCCGGCAUAUAAAUGACUAUGCAACCGUUCUAUUGGUCGAUGAGCGGUAUAAUAGUGAUCGGGUUCGUAACAAACUGCCACAAUGGAUAUCACGAAAUUUGAAAACACCACCCAUGUUUGGAAUGAUUCAAGGAGCAGUGGCGAAGUUUUUCCGUGAUAGGAGGAAAACGUAGAAUAAGAUCUUGAUCCGGGAAUAUUGAAAAAUGGCAACCCAUUUAGUGAAUUUCUUCGUUUAUCCCAAAUUUAUAUAAUAUUUUCA
Messenger RNA from Hermetia illucens (black soldier fly), 2815 nucleotides. Its product is annotated as ATP-dependent DNA helicase DDX11. Lineage: Eukaryota; Metazoa; Arthropoda; Insecta; Diptera; Stratiomyidae. The record is from RefSeq and is a predicted model, not a curated record. The transcript is spliced from 5 exons. Gene Ontology annotation, cellular component: nucleus. Gene Ontology annotation, molecular function: DNA binding; ATP binding; DNA helicase activity. Gene Ontology annotation, biological process: nucleobase-containing compound metabolic process; establishment of sister chromatid cohesion. The coding region runs from base 129 to 2729 and encodes 866 amino acids.